Messenger RNA from Saimiri boliviensis boliviensis (Bolivian squirrel monkey), 1679 nucleotides. RefSeq names its product dynein regulatory complex subunit 5 (gene DRC5). The record is from RefSeq and is a predicted model, not a curated record. NCBI's taxonomy places the organism in Eukaryota, Metazoa, Chordata, Mammalia, Primates, Cebidae. Gene Ontology annotation, biological process: microtubule-based movement. Gene Ontology annotation, molecular function: protein binding.
ACAGCGACCAGCACCUGCUCGCGGGACUUUGCGUGAGGCCAGCGCCCGGGCUCCCGGAGCGGAUCUCUGCCUGUAUCAAGGGUCUGCCAGUCUGAGAAGCUUCUUGUCAUAAGGGCAUCCAGGGGCCACCUGCCCCUACGGCACCAGCCCCCAGCAUGCAGGAUACUGUAACAACAUCAGCGUUGUUGGACCCCAGCCACUCCUCAGUCUCCACCCAGGACAAGUCCUCCACUGGAGGCCACACUUCAAGCACAGGCCCACAGCCCUCAAAGCCUUCUUCAAUCACACCAGUGCCUGCAAAGUCCAGGAACCCAAAUUCUGGGGCCAAUUUCCAUCGGAUGCGCCGAAUCAUUGCUGAGGAUCCUGAGUGGUCACUGGCCAUUGUGCCCCUCCUCACAGAGCUCUGCAUUCAGCACAUCAUCAAGAACUUCCAGAGAAACCCUAUCCUGAAGCAGCUGCUCCCAGAACACCAGCAGAAGGUCCUGAACCACCUGUCCCCUGACCUACCACUGACUGUGACCGCCAACCUGAUAGACGAUGAGAACUACUGGCUCCGCUGCUGCAUGCAGCGCUGGCCCGUGUGCCACGUGGCCGAGCAUGGCGGCAGCUGGAAGCGCAUGUUCUUCGAGCGGCACCUGGAGAACCUGCUAAAGCACUUUAUCCCAGGCACCACGGACCCUGCGGUGAUCCUCGACCUGUUGCCACUCUGCAGGAAUUACGUGCGCAGGGUCCACGUCGAUCAGUUCCUUCCGCCGGUGCGGCUCCCAGCCCAGCCCCAGGCCGGGGACCAGUCGGACUCCGGCAGUGAGGGAGAAAUGGAGGAGCCCGCUGUGGACCACUACCAACUGGGCGAUCUGGUAGCUGGCCUGAGCCACCUGGAGGAGCUGGACCUGGCGUAUGGUGUCAAAGACUGCGGCAUGAACUUCGAGUGGAAUCUCUUCCUCUUCACCUACCGCGACUGCCACUCCUUGGCAGCCACCAUCAAGGCGUGCCACACCCUCAAGAUCUUCAAGCUGACCCAAAGCAAAGUGGACGAUGAGAAGGCACGCAUCAUAAUUCGAAGCCUUCUGGACCACCCAGUCCUCGAGGAGCUGGAUCUGUCACACAACCUCAUCGGGGACCGUGGUGCACGAGGUGCCGCCAAGCUGCUGAACCACAGCCGCCUGCGUGUGCUCAACCUGGCCAACAACCAGGUGCGUGGGCCAGGUGCCCAGUCCCUGGCUCAUGCUCUGGCACACAACACCAACCUCGUUUCCCUCAACCUACGCCUCAACUGCAUUGAGGAUGAGGGUGGCCAGGCUCUUGCCCAUGCCUUGCAGACCAACAAGUGCCUCACCACGCUGCACCUCGGUGGCAAUGAGCUGUCUGAGCCCACCGCCACCCUCCUGUCCCAGGUGCUCGCCAUCAACACCACACUCACCAGCAUCAACCUGUCCUGCAACCACAUUGGGCUGGACGGUGGGAAGCAGCUCCUGGAAGGCAUGUCAGACAACAAGACCCUUCUGGAGUUUGACUUGCGCCUGUCAGAUGUGGCACAGGAGAGCGAGUACCUCAUUGGCCAGGCCCUCUAUGCCAAUCGAGAAGCAGCCCGCCAGCGGGCCUUGAAUCCCAGCCACUUCAUGUCAACCAUCACUGCCAGUGGCCCUGAGAACUCUGUGGGAUAAAAUGACCUGACUUGG